Kickxella alabastrina is the source of this 1069-nucleotide messenger RNA. RefSeq lists its product as uncharacterized. The record is from RefSeq and is a predicted model, not a curated record. The transcript has a single exon. NCBI's taxonomy places the organism in Eukaryota, Fungi, Kickxellomycota, Kickxellomycetes, Kickxellales, Kickxellaceae. Bases 332 to 1006 code for a protein of 224 amino acids.
UCUUAGACCCCUGUUUUUUCCUUUUCUUUUCAAGCAAGAACAAAAAGGUUGAAAACUUUGAUUUAUUUACUUGAAUACCCUGCAAAAUUUUACUGUUGAUUUUACUCUCAUUUCCUUUUCUCAUACGAUUUUUUCUCUUUUAAUCUCUAUUUUUACAUUGAUUUUUAUAUCGGUUUUUCACAUUAUUUUCUAGACUCGGUUUUGUUUUAUUUUAUUUUAUAUUUAUUUUACCCAUUUGUACCAACACUCUGUUUCUCAAUUUUGUUCCCUUUCCUUUCGUUUCUAUUUGUAUUUAUUUAUUUAGCCUUCAACUUACAUUUAUUUUUUAUAUAUGCAAGCACAGACAAUUGUGUUUGUUGUGGUCGCUAUCAGCGUAACAGUGCUGACCAUAUCACUAAUGUUCGUAGUGCGCAAGUUCUUCGUGCCCACUUCGCAUCCAUCCGAGCAGUACUCAGGCAGCACAACCACCAUCAGCGCACAAGAGAGGCGCCGUCGCGUGUUGCAGUUUCGGCCGAGCAACCGGCCGGUCAAGCCCUACAACCCAUUCAGCAAAAAUGAGCUGCAACUUCUCCCAAUAAUGGUACUGACACAAUCCAACAUUGACCUAAUAAAUGGCACAAUAGCGGCAGAAAGCGAUGAAAAGCAGGAGCAACAGCAGCGCAAGUCGUUUGAAAUUGAACAUGACAACCUGCGGUAUGCAUCCCCUGAGUGCAGUAUUUGUCUGGUAUCGUAUGAGGCAGAAGACCUUGUGCGUGCGCUUUCGUGCAACCACACGUAUCAUGCCGACUGUAUUGAUGUUUGGCUUACUGAGCGCAGUGCCCGGUGCCCGAUUUGCAAAAUGGAUUGCCGCGAGGCUUUGGGUUUGGAGCGUCGGUUGCGAAAGGCAAAGUCAGAGACAGCUGUUGAACAGUCAUCUGGUAACGCCGAUUCCGAUGCCAUGACUCAUCAUGCUAUCGAUAUACCCUCCCCGCCGCCCGCUGCCCUGCUUUCUCCAAUUACACUGUAGAUUGGUGUUUAAAAAUAAAAAACAUUUACCAUUGUUUAUUUAUCGUAGUACAAAUUAGAGAAA